Molecule: messenger RNA, 2296 nt
Organism: Bombus impatiens (common eastern bumble bee)
Lineage: Eukaryota; Metazoa; Arthropoda; Insecta; Hymenoptera; Apidae
Gene: Synd
Product: protein kinase C and casein kinase substrate in neurons protein 1
Exons: 10
Coding region: 307-1779 (490 amino acids)
Biological process (GO): cytoskeleton organization; plasma membrane tubulation; regulation of endocytosis
Cellular component (GO): endosome; plasma membrane; cytoplasm
Molecular function (GO): phospholipid binding; protein binding
Source: RefSeq, a predicted model, not a curated record
UCAGUUCAGUCAGUCGAGUCAGUUUACUUUGAACCGUCGCGUCGUACAGUGUGGAUUUCCUUCGCGUUCUCUCAGUCGACGCGUUAUUUAUAAACUUCGCCGUCGAUUCAUCAGGCUUUCUCAAACCGACCGAAAGUAUGCGGUGAUUUCAGUGGCGCAUUUCAGUGUCGCGUUUCAAUGAUAUCGAACCGGUGCCGUAAUUCCGUUCUGUUGGUAUAAAUUAAGAAAAUUGUUCCGUUUCACGAGGAUCGUUGCUCAACCAUGCCAUCCAGGCAAGGUGAAAGGAAUUUCUCGACUUAGGCUAAGAUGUCACAUCACAGCGACGACAACAUGCUGAUAGCAACCUCGGACUCUUUCUGGGAGCCAGGUAACUAUAAACGAACGACCAAGAGGAUCGAGGAUGGCCAUAAGCUCUGCGACAGUUUAAUAGCUCUAGUCCAAGAAAGAGCAGAGAUUGAGAAAAGUUACGCGAAAGCGUUGAAAAAUUGGUCGAAAAAUUGGAACGACAAGAUCGAAAAAGGACCGGAAUAUGGAACCACCGAGGCUGCUUGGAAAGGAGUUCUCGUUGAAUCGGAGAGGCUGUGCGAUCUCCACCUCAGGGUCAAAGAGAAUCUCUGUAACGACAUCAUUCACCAAGUGAAAACGUGGCAGAAAGAGACCUAUCACAAAUCAAUGAUGACGUUGAAAGAGCGAAAGGAGAUGGAGGACGCGUUCAAAAAGGCGCAGAAACCAUGGGCGAAGCUUUUGCAGAAGGUUGAAAAAGCAAAGUCCGAGUACCACAACAGCUGCAAAACCGAACGAACCGCGGCGAACAUGGAAAGGAACGCAUCGGCGGACAGUUCGCUUUCCCCUGACCAGAUGGCCCGAGGCUCUGAAAACGUGAAGAAAAUGCAGGAUAGGGUGCAGAAAACGAAGGAAGAGGUACAAAAAGCGAAAGAAAAAUAUGAAGCCGCGUUGCAAGAAAUUAAUCAGUAUAACCCAAAAUACAUGGAAGAUAUGACACAAGUGUUCGAAAAGUGUCAAGAAAUGGAGGCGCAGCGGCUUCAAUUCUUCAAGGAUGUUCUCUUCGGCAUUCACAAAUGUCUCAAUAUAUCUCAGGAUCCAAUACUUCCACAAAUAUACGAAGAAUUCUAUCAUACAGUUAACAACGCGGACCAUGAAAAAGAUCUGAAAUGGUGGUCGAACAAUCACGGUGUAAAUAUGGCGAUGAAUUGGCCACAGUUCGAGGACUACACAGAGGAGUUCCGUGACAUCACCAAGGGCUCAAAAUCGAAGGAGGCUCUUCCGGCUGGCUCCAUCACGCUCAUCAAUCAACGCCCGGUCGGCGAGGAUGUGCAUGAGUACCCACCAGUUAAUAACAAAUCAAAAUCGAAGCCCAGUUCCCGGGUAAUAUCAACAGAUGGAGGCCAUGGGGAUAGCAAAACCGACACGAUGAAUUCCAGCAAACACUCUUCAGAGAAAAACAAUCAUGAUGGUAAUGCUGUAAACAGGACCUCCACGAUGACUAAUGGUACAAACGUUAAGCAAGAAUCAAAUCCAUUUGAGGAAGAAGAAUGGGAUGAAGACAGUGGCGAACCAUUGGUAGAUAAUGGAGAACCAGGUGUUCUUGUACGCGCUUUAUAUGAUUACGAAGGAGCCGAAGCUGAUGAACUUAGUUUUAAGCAAGGCGAUGUAUUCGAUAAAUUAGAAGACGAAGACGAGCAAGGAUGGUGUAAAGGACGAAAAGACGGUAGAGUGGGUCUCUAUCCAGCAAACUACGUAGAACUUGUGUCUCCGUAAAACUACCACAUAACGCCAAAUUACAUGAACAUUGUUAGUUACUUAACACGUAACGCAUACGAAAGCAAAGGGAAGGAACGAAAUUUUUAUUUUGUUGUUUAUUUCUUUACGAAAUAGCGAGUUCGUUGAAAAAAUAAUAAGAAAAUUUGUAAAUGUCGUUAAAUAAUAAUUACAUGAGACUCUAUAUUAGGGAUCGUUCAUUUUGUGUGAUAUAUAAUGAGCGUUGAAAAAGACGAGAAAGAUUAUAAAAUCUUACGGCUCGAUGUUACGAUUGAAAUUCAAAGAAAACUGUUAUAAGAGUGAAAAGGGAAAAAAUGCAUACAUCUACUUCAUUCUAUUUCUCAGAUCGAUGUAGGGUCGAUACGAUAGAACUUAAAAAACGAAACUUUUACUCCUAAUGGGUAAUUGGUUUCCAUAGAUAGUUAGGGUUCUCUACAUCCAUCUAUAUAAAUUAGCGCUAAACGAUAAGAUGGAUACACAUACACCACGAGUAUAUUAUAAGUUUAGAUUUUUGAGA